UCUUGAAGUCGAGCUUACCGUGGGGAUAUUCAGACCAAGACAUCACUCCACCUCGCUUCUAGCAUACUCACGGAAUCAAUCAAUGAUUUUAAUUAAAAGCUAAGUUUUUUUUAUUUUCUUUCUAACUCGCAGAUGGCAUUCAGAAUUCAGAAUAACAAACUCAUAGACUUAAAAAUAAAAAAAAAGUAGUCUUUUAUAGAAUAUGACUGAAAUAUUAAAUACUUAAAGUCUCGGAUGAAUAAAAUGGUCCAUCAGUAUGGCGGACACAUCUUUCAAAGGUAAUUCAUUCAACUCGCUCUUCAGGGGAAACUACUGUGGUUUUAACGACCGGCGACAGAAGGGGAGGUUAGUGUGCAUGGGGUGGAAUUAAUUCAGUUUGUUUAUUUCCAAGUGAUCUGUUGGAUGUACUAGCAGGAAUACCCGGCAUAAUCUUGGACUAUAUGGCGCACAAAAACAAAGGACUAAAGGAGACCCAAUGACCUCGUUCUGGCUGAAGGAGACCCAAUGACCUCGUUCUGACUGAAGGAACCACGCCCACCAUGGCAUCGGAAAUGGAUCAAGUCUACGACGAUACGCACAGGGGCGGCAACUACAGUUUCGCAGACGAGAGCGAUCAAGAUUGUCUGAUGAUGGAAAAUGACGAGAGUGUCCCGAUGCAAGUGUACAUCCAGCACUGGACGGCCUUGAUCUUGUUUCCCAUACUUCUGCUCCAAGGUAUUGUGGGUAACCUUUUGUCUCUUCCGGUGCUCAAGAGCAUCAGCAAAAGCUCUUGGUCCACUGUGACCUACUUGAUCAUAGUGGCCGCCACAGACCUGAUCAUCUUGUUGGUCCACUGUGGUGACGACUGGUACGUCAGCAUCACUCAAGUCAGACUGAGUGAACGACUCAUCAAUUUCUCAGACGCCGUGUGCAGGACUUACUCUUUCCUGUUUGCCUUUACCACGCACCUCAACCCCUGGCUGUACGUGGCCAUCUCUGUCGAGACACUGAUCGCCACCCGCUGGCCCAAAGAGACGUACGCCAUGUGUACUGUAGAGAGAGCCAAGUACGUCAUGAUGCUCAUAACAAUACUUCUGGUCUGUCUGGACAUCAACCACUUCUGGACAAUGGGCAUUCCCAAACCUGGAUACGGCUGCAGGUACACCGAGGAGUUCUCCGAGAGUUUCCGAGACUGGAUCUGGCCAGCGCUGGGCAAUGUGGUGGAACAUGGCCUGCCGUUGGUCUUUGUCUCUGUCUGUUUCUCCCUGACCGCCUGCACUCUCCUCAGGAGGUCAUCGGAGGAACAGAAGCGCAUGGAGGACGACAUGAAGAAGUACAUCCUGGAGCUGUCCACGCUCAAAGACUUCCGGUCCAUCUGUCUGGUCGUCUGCUUUGUCUUCAUGUGCCUCGCCGCCACCAAGGUGUCUUUCUCCAUCAUUGACCUUCUGGUGAACCGGAGCUACAUCCAGCUCAACUGCCGCUCCCAGAUCCAGUACGAUAAGGUCAGGGCCGUCAUGACCACCGUCAAAAAGUCCUUGACCUACAUCUUCUACUGCACCAAGAUCUACCUUUACCUGAGCUUCAGCGGGACGUUCAGGUCGAAGGUCAAGAACACGUUCCUCAGCGUCAUAUGGAAGAUGAGAAAGCUGGCCAAGUCCAAGAGCUGCUGUGGACAGCAGUGGACGCCAAUAGCUCUUAACGAGAACAGGGACAGCGAGUCUGGGCUACACCUUGGAAGGCUAAGCCAAGCAACAGACUCGGCUGAGGGCAGCGGCGACCCAGCCACCAAAAACUUGAGGGAAAACCCUAACAGCAGCAGAACUAGGGACCAACAUCAGGACCAACUGACUAGCCAAUCAUUGUCCAGCGACACAUCAACUAUUCCCAGGGCCAGUCCGUCUUAUGAAGACGUGGUUAAUUUCAACGGUUCUAAAUCUAUAUUGACACACACGCAAGACAAUGCUAAACUCUAGAAGUGACAGACAACGUCCAUGGAGCAAGGAAACAAUGUAAAAGUAAUUCUGGGACAAAGCCAAUAUGUGCCAUAACAUCAGGAUGAUAUCCAGUGCCAAAACAUCAUGAUGAUAUCCAAAAUCCUAACAUUAUGGGUUUCCUGAAAACCACCCGGAAAACCAUCGAUUUAGCAAAGUCAUUGAUUAACAUGCAUAGCUAGAAAUGCGUAGGACGUAAUAAUCAUCUUUUUGGAAGUAACGUCUGUAAUCUAUAAGAUAAAAUGUAUUCCAUGUGGCUCAUUUUGAAUAUGAUGAUAUUGUUACGAUCUUCUCUACCGGGACUUCUGUUAACAUUGCUCAACACAACACAUCCAACAAAAUAACUUGACAACAAGAGUUUCAAAUAACAAUGUGAUGGUUUCAUGACAAAUACAUUUUCAGCCAAUACGCUAUUAUUGGCUACACUGACUUCAUAUGCGUUCUUGUACACAACAGAACUGCCUAACUAAACAUUGCAAGUCUCUCUAGCUCGGGGACUCACACGGUACCCCAUCGUCCUUACUGCCUGCUGUCCUGGACUCAACUGUCCUUUCUAACACACUGUCUCUCGUCCGUGAAGGCUUUCGAUCACAUGACCAUAACACGGGUCAUAUUUGCGUGCACUAGCAGUACUGUCCAUUGUCCAUCGACAGCCGUUGACCUGUGUGAUUGGCCUGGCCCACGUGUGUCAGUAGGUCGCACACACAUUAACCCUAUCAGUCGCCAGUGGAGUUACAACAAUAUAAAGGACCAUAACAUUAUGAUAAUCAUUGCCAUAACAUCAUGAUGAUACCGAAUACCAAAAACAUUAUGAUGAUAUACAGGACCGUAACAUCACGAUGAUAUCCUUUGCCAUUACAUCACAAAGAUAUGGAAAUCUGACCAGUGACAUCUAAACGACUGGUUGUAAGAGACUUGCUGGCCAAGUGUCCUACUGCAUGAGCUUUUAACCUCACGACUGUCUUUGAAAAAAGUUGAUCAAAAGUGUUCUUAAUGCCAACAAGGCUGGCACCAUAAACAGUAUCAAGCAUCAAGUAAUGACAAAAAUGCUACUGGCUUUAAAUUGAGCUAGACAAAGAAACUUGCAAAGGUCAAGAACUAACCAAACAAAAUUCACCAGUCACCUUGACCAGUUCACAUUGUGUAGUGUUUGAAACUGAACUGAGUGAGUCUGUGACAGUGACUUCAAACAGAGGGAAAUAAAAUCAGUGAUCAAUGUGUAUUAAGUCCUGUGAAAAUACAAGUUUCUGUGCUCUAAUGAUAAGAGAACAGAAACUGAUUCAUGUGAUAGUCUGUUUUCAUCUUUGUUUUCUAAAUGUCUGUGUUAUAAAUAAAUGACAAUGUCAAUGGCUUAGACCAAAUAUAAAACAAAUAACAAUUUACAUACAAUAGCUAAUGAGGUAUAGAACUGAUAUGCAUGCACAGGAUGUUCUAAUAA
Molecule: messenger RNA, 3408 nt
Organism: Biomphalaria glabrata
Lineage: Eukaryota; Metazoa; Mollusca; Gastropoda; Planorbidae
Exons: 6
Coding region: 540-1952 (470 amino acids)
Biological process (GO): G protein-coupled receptor signaling pathway
Cellular component (GO): plasma membrane
Molecular function (GO): G protein-coupled receptor activity
Source: RefSeq, a predicted model, not a curated record